This is a messenger RNA of Colletotrichum siamense, 1341 nucleotides long. It is a transcript of the gene CBH-1-1, whose product is annotated as Exoglucanase 1. Lineage: Eukaryota; Fungi; Ascomycota; Sordariomycetes; Glomerellales; Glomerellaceae. The transcript is spliced from 5 exons. The record is from RefSeq and is a predicted model, not a curated record. The coding region runs from base 1 to 1341 and encodes 446 amino acids. Gene Ontology annotation, biological process: carbohydrate metabolic process. Gene Ontology annotation, molecular function: hydrolase activity, hydrolyzing O-glycosyl compounds.
AUGAAGUACACCAUCACCGCUCUUUCCAUGCUGGCCAUGGCCGUGGCCCAGCAGGUCGGCACCGAGGAGGCUGAGGUUCACCCGAAGCUGAGCUGGUCCGACUGCACCUCUGGCUCCUGCAGCACCAAGAGCUCUGACGUUGUCAUUGACGCCAACUGGCGCUGGGCUCACAACGUCGGUGGCUACGAGAACUGCUACGAUGGCAACCAGUGGACCGACAAGUGCUCCGGCCCUGAUGACUGUGCUAAGAACUGUGCGGUUGAGGGAGCCAACUACUCGGGCACCUACGGUGUCUCAACCAGCGGCAACGCCAUGACCCUGAAGUUUGUUCAAGAGCACCAGUACGGCAAGAACAUCGGGUCUCGCAUGUACCUCAUGAACAGCGACUCCAAGUACCAGAUGUUCACCCUCAUGAACAACGAAUUCGCCUUCGAUGUCGAUCUGUCUACCGUCGACUGUGGCAUGAACAGUGCCCUGUACUUCGUUGCCAUGAACGAGGAUGGUGGUCUUGCCUCCGAGGCCAACAACGCUGCUGGUGCUAAGUACGGUACUGGCUACUGCGACGCUCAGUGUGCCCGUGACUUGAAGUUCAUUGGCGGCAAGGGUAAUAUUGAGGGCUGGAAGCCUUCCGCCACCGACGAGAACUCUGGCUUCGGCAACCUCGGUGCUUGCUGCGCUGAGAUUGACGUCUGGGAGUCCAACAAGCAGGCUUUCGCCCUGACUCCCCAUCCUUGUGAGAACAACAACUACCACGUCUGCGAGACCACCUCUUGCGGCGGCACAUACUCCGAGGAUCGCUAUGGCGGUGGCUGUGACGCCAACGGUUGCGACUACAACCCUUACCGCAUGGGUAACCAAGACUUCUACGGACCGGGCAAGACUGUCGACACCACCAAGAAGUUCACCGUUGUCACUCGUUUCGAGAACAACCGAAUGUCCCAAUUCUUCAUCCAGGACGGCAACAAGAUCGAGAUCCCCGGCACCACCUACGAGGGCAUCCCCAACGAAGAUGCCGACAUCACCCCCGAGUUCUGCGAGGCUCAGUUCUCCGUCUUUGGCGAGCGCGACCGCUUCAACGAGGUCGGCGGCUGGUCCAAGCUCAACAGCGCUCUCGAGAUCCCCAUGGUUCUCGUCAUGUCCAUCUGGAGCGACAACUUCGCCAACAUGCUCUGGCUUGACUCUAGCUACCCCGUCGACCGUGCCGGCGAGCCUGGUGUUGACCGAGGCCCAUGCCCCACCACCUCCGGCGUUCCCGCCGAGGUCAUCGCCCAGAACCCCAACGGUCAGGUCAUCUGGUCCAACCUUAAGUUCGGUCCCAUUGGCAGCACCUACGAUGUCUAA